UUGCCAUAUGCUUGGUUAAAUCGAAGCGGUCUCUUUAUUGAUUUGAUUCAUUGGUGGAAGUAUAAAUGGCCCCACUUUUGUCAAUCGCCGUGACUUAUGCUGAUUUAGGGCUAGGUGUCGGCUCAUUCACAGAUCUUCCAACAUCUUACUGAAGACUCUCAAACAAUUGUUCUACUUUUGAUAUGAAUGCUCAUUUUCUGGAUAAUCAUAAUAAAGAGAAACGAUGUUGAACGAAAAUUGUAAGUCAUAUGGCGAGUCGUCACCUCUUGUAAAGGACGUUCCGAAAGAUUUGACAACUUCAGGUACCAUGGAAAUAGGUAAAGCUCCACCAACAGACAAACAACCCGUGUACCUUACGUCCGGGUCCUAUGUGGCGAGGCCAAAUCAAGUGUCCACGGUUCUGUUGCACGGUGUACCCAUCGUCAGCCUGUAUAUUGAUGGCAAAGAAAGAUUAUGUCUCGCCCAGAUCUCGAACACACUGCUGAAACAAUACAGUUACAAUGAAAUACACAAUAGGCGGGUAGCUCUUGGCAUAACCUGUGUACAGUGCACCCCAGUUCAGUUAGAAAUUCUAAGGCGGGCAGGAGCAAUGCCCAUCUCUUCUCGACGAUGUGGAAUGAUUACAAUGAGGGAAGCAGAGAGGUUAGUUAAGUCGUUUCUGGAAGAAAACAUCCCGCCAAAGUUACCAGAAAACUUUUCUUUCCAUGUUAAACACGAAUGUGGUUGGGGAUGUGAAGGCUAUUUUGAACCUUCCCGAUACAACAGUUCUAGGGCAAAAUGCAUUAAAUGCAAAGUUUGUAAUAUGUACUUUUCUCCAAACAAAUUUAUAUUUCAUUUUCAUCGGACACAAGAAGCAAAAUAUAGCCAUCCAGAUGCUGCAAAUUUCAAUUCGUGGAGGCGCCACUUGAAGCUUUAUAGUACCUCUGAUGAAGCCAUUGUUCAUGCAUGGGAAGAUGUGAAAGCCAUGUUUAAUGGCGGAAGCAGAAAGAAAAUGCUGUCUACCGAAUCCAGUCCUUCUUACAGUUCGCGUGGAGAAGAACCACCAAAAAAACAAAAACUGUCUGUUGAUUUAGAUGUCCCAAAAGAAGUAUUUCAGUCCCCUUACUCACCUUUUAACUUGUUGUCUCAGCAAAGAAAACCGUUCCAAUUUUCUUCAGUCAAUCAUUCUCCACCAACCACGUAUGCGUUACCAUUUGCAAAGGAGUGCAUGACUGAUGCCACCAAGACCUCUCCUCUCCACCCUCCAUCAUGGCCGGCUUUACAUGGGAUGUUUCCAACUUACAAUCUUCUAUGGAACAACCCGUUUGUUCAGGGUUUUCGAGGUGACUUUCGGGAAUCAAUGAUGGCUUUUAAGGGUAAUCUUUCAAGAAGAAAGGAAGAAAACUUCAAUGACGACGAGUCCUCGUCCUCGGCAGGAAACAGUCCUUGUUACGAUGAUUCCAAUGAGAGAUUUUCAGCUUUUCGUCUGGUCAACCAAACAACAAGAAAAGAUUCAGUUAGCUCCCCAAAGAUAUCGUCCAAUAGUUCUGAUGAUGAAGAAAUAAACAUAACAGAUAUAGUUAAUAAUGAGUCUAUGUCGGACGCAAUAGAUUUAGACUGCAAGUUGGAGGACAAAAUUUCAAAGGAUCUUCAAGACAUGACUGGUAACACUAUAAAAGAACAAGAAACUGAAGAAAAAAAUGAACCUAAAAAGAGGAUGCCUGAGACAAAAAAAGAAACCACAUCAUCAAUAGAUGAAAAUGGUGACAAUAAUUGUCUUACAACAAGUAAUGACAAAUCUCCGUUACCAUCGUUACCAUCUAAUCAACCAGUGGGAAUGACAAAAGAAGAAAUUCAAAAAGAAGUUCAAGCGGAAAUGGAGAUUAGAAGACAGAUGGAAAGAGAAAUCCAAGCCCUCAAAGAGGCUUUAACAAAUGAGCUGGAACAGGAAAGACAAGUGAGGUUUUCAUUACAACAAAAGCUGAAAGAAGCGCACGAUGCACUGCACAAUUUUUCCUGUAAAAUGCUCGCCUCCAGAAAAUGUGACGAAUGUGAAUAUAAAGAAGGCGAACAACCAUUAACAACCAAUAAAGACUCAUAAAGAUAUAUUGUAACAAAACAAAAAAACCCUCAAUUCUAUUGUAAAUUGAAUUUAUGAAAUCCCUCUAUGUGUAGUUUUUAUUUGUGAAUAAUUAUAUAACCAUGUUAUGUAUUUUUUAGAAGCACUUAUAAGGAUGCUAUCGAAAUAUUUUACUUCAUUUAUUUUUAAUAGAAACUUGAAAUAAGAAUUUAUUUUCUUUAGAUUAAAUAGCAAAUAUUUCAGAGUUUAAAUGAAAAUGAAAAUAUAGAAAAUACAAAUUAUGAGUAUAAAGCUUCCUGAUAUUCGAAUUAAAAAAAUAUAUGUACAUCAUUAAAUGGGUAAUUGCAAUUUUAGUUUGUUUUUUUUUUUAUAUUUUACACUAAAAUUGUGAUAAAAAUGUUCAUAUAAUUUGUUAUUCACAUGUUAUUAUUCAUAAUUCAGAAUAAGAUUUUGGAUUUUUACCAGAUUUCAUUGAAUUUCUUUUAUAAAUGUUGUAAAAACUGCUUAGUUUUAAUAAAAACUAUUGAACUUUCA
Magallana angulata is the source of this 2593-nucleotide messenger RNA. Its product is annotated as SKI family transcriptional corepressor 1 homolog-B-like. The coding region runs from base 224 to 2080 and encodes 618 amino acids. Gene Ontology annotation, molecular function: SMAD binding; RNA polymerase II cis-regulatory region sequence-specific DNA binding; DNA-binding transcription factor activity, RNA polymerase II-specific. The transcript has 7 exons. Gene Ontology annotation, cellular component: nucleus; transcription regulator complex. Lineage: Eukaryota; Metazoa; Mollusca; Bivalvia; Ostreida; Ostreidae. The record is from RefSeq and is a predicted model, not a curated record. Gene Ontology annotation, biological process: negative regulation of transcription by RNA polymerase II; negative regulation of BMP signaling pathway.